Messenger RNA from Pyrenophora tritici-repentis Pt-1C-BFP, 672 nucleotides. RefSeq lists its product as uncharacterized. The record is from RefSeq and is a predicted model, not a curated record. Lineage: Eukaryota; Fungi; Ascomycota; Dothideomycetes; Pleosporales; Pleosporaceae.
AUCACUCAGCGACCUCAGCUACUCGAUUCAAUAACACCACCUCACCUCCACCCACCACCCCCACCACCAACAGCAACCAUGCGUUCCCUCACCCUCACCGCCCUCUUCGCCUCCGCCCUCGCAGCAACCUCCUCCCUAGACUUCACCAUCAGUGACUACAAAUUCCAAAGCGACGUCGACGGCCCCACGCGCGUCAACUUCACCCUUAGCACAGAAGUCAGCCCACGCAUCUACUGCAACCUGCGACGGGACCAACGCCAAUUCGCCGGCAUCCCCGCAAUGGCCGGCCCGUGCACGUGGGACGAAGGCCCGUCCGAGGAAAACUUCCAGUACUUCUUCUUGCUGACAAAGACGGAUGAUGGGCAGACGCCGGCGAAUCCGACCGGGUACAAUGUUACACUUUGGCACCAGGUUCCUCCCAACCCGUCUCUUACCGGUCGCCAUGAUAUCGUCGUUCCGACUAAGUGCUGGUCUAAUAUCAUUGGUAUCCUUGAUUGCGCCCAGGACAGCGAGGAGUACAAAGACCAGUUUAACGUGGUUGUUGGUUGAUUUGGAAUCUAUACCGCGUAGUAAGUCAUUACAGAAGGGGGCGAGGGGAUGUCUGUUGGUUGCAGUGGAUGGGUGAAAACGUUAGAAGUAAAUGUAAUAGAAUAAUAUUAAUACUUCGCAGUA